Messenger RNA from Callorhinus ursinus (northern fur seal), 1027 nucleotides. The record is from RefSeq and is a predicted model, not a curated record. NCBI's taxonomy places the organism in Eukaryota, Metazoa, Chordata, Mammalia, Carnivora, Otariidae.
CUCGGAUGGCUGCACGGCUGUCGAUUGGCUGCGUGGGUUCGUCGGCGGGAGGACGCGCUGCGCUGCGCUGCGUUGCUCCUCCCUCCGCAGCGCCAGGUCUCGGCUGAGCUAGAGAGCGAGCCGAGCCGGCGUUUUGGCCGAGUGAAGGCAGCAGCAGCGCGCUACCGAACCUGACCACUGAUUCUGUCGCUGUCGCCGCCGCCGCCCGGCGCGCCGUGACGCGCGACUCCAGAGCCCGACACCUUUUGGCCUGGCCCGCGCGCCCCAGGCCCGGCCCGGGCGGCGCGACGGGAGGAUGAGCGGCGGGCGGCGAAAGGAGGAGCCGCCUCAGCCGCAGCUGGCCAACGGGGCCCUUAAAGUCUCUGUCUGGAGCAAGGUGCUGCGGAGCGACGCGGCCUGGGAGGACAAGGAUGAAUUUUUAGAUGUGAUCUACUGGUUCCGACAGAUCAUUGCUGUGGUCCUAGGUGUCAUCUGGGGAGUCUUACCAUUGCGGGGUUUCUUGGGAAUAGCAGGAUUCUGCCUGAUCAAUGCAGGAGUCCUGUAUCUCUACUUCAGCAACUACCUACAGAUAGAUGAGGAAGAAUAUGGUGGCACAUGGGAGCUCACAAAAGAAGGGUUUAUGACAUCUUUUGCCUUGUUCAUGGUCAUUUGGAUCAUUUUUUACACUGCCAUCCACUAUGACUGAUGGUGUACAGACCCCACCUACUCUCUGUCCGGUCCAGAGGACCCUCAUAGUUACAGCACAGAAACAUGAUUGUAGGGACACCCCAGCCACGUGGAACCUGGAAGACCCAUGUUUUCUGGACCAAGAAUCAUUGUGUUGGGCAUCAGUGUCUUCUGCAAGGGUUGUGAUCUGAAACUUUUUAAAGAACCAUCCGCCUUUUGGGGAAGCAUUUCUGAAUUGUCCAUCACCAACCAUUUCUUCUUGGAUAUCAUCAUGAAACACCUGUUUGCUGAUCGGAGCUGUCAUUUAAUUUGAUGCACCUCUGGAUCCGGAUGAAACAUUAAAUUGUCUUCCUCACUUCUC